This is a messenger RNA of Parnassius mnemosyne (clouded apollo), 3498 nucleotides long. NCBI's taxonomy places the organism in Eukaryota, Metazoa, Arthropoda, Insecta, Lepidoptera, Papilionidae. The record is from the annotation of a GenBank genome assembly.
GCAGAGCACAGUAAUGUUUUCGAAGAUGGCGCUCCGUGGCGUUAUCGCCUUGAUCUUUUAUCUUGCUAUUGCGAGCGCAGAGGAGUCCACAAUGCAGUAUGACACCAUAGUGAUAGGGUUGGGGUCUGCUGGAGUGACGGCAGCGUCAACUCUCGCUAGAGCAGGGAGGAAAGUUCUGGGCUUGGAGGCUCAGGAUCGUAUCGGCGGUCGUGUCAAAACGGUGCCUUUCGGUGAUGGUGUUGUCGAGCUCGGUGCGGAAUGGAUCCACGGUCAGUACCCCAGCAGGGUGUACGACACCGCAAUCCAGAACAACAUCACCGUGCUCUCUCAGAACCUAGCCGUGGACGUGUAUCAGUCUGACGGGACCAGAGACAAUCACGAGCUGCUGAACGGACUGAUAAUGUAUUGCUUGUCUUUGGUAGACGACACCAACGCUAAAGAGGAUUCUUUAGGCGCUUAUAUCACUCGGAAAUUAAAAGACCAUUUAAAAGAGACCCAUCCGGAGCUCCUCGAAGACAAAGAUUUCCUCGAGGAGUUUUUGUCCCUCAUGGACCUUGUCGUAGACAACUACGUGGGUUCAAGCAACUGGAAUGACGUCAGCACAGCAACAAAAUACAAGGAGCUAGAAGGUGACCAACAUUUGAGUUGGCACCGAUACGGAUACAAAACCUUCUUCGAACUGCUGCUGAACACAUAUAAAGGCGGACCUGGCUUAGCGAAUCUAGACAUUAAGCUUAACACAGAAGUGACUAAAAUCGUCUGGCCACAGCAACCCUCUACACCAGUGGAAGUGACCUGCAAGGAUGGUAAAGUGUAUAAAGCUAACAACGUGAUUGUCACCGUAUCUGUUGGAGUCUUGAAGGAAAGACACAUGACCCUGUUCACCCCACCACUGCCACGUGAUAAAGUAAACGCCAUCAUCGGCGUGACAAUGGGUGUAAUGGAUAAAAUAAUUUUCUCAUUCGACAAGCCUUGGUGGCCGGUUUCACACACCUUUUUGGUGUUCAUGUGGAAGGGGGAAGACAAGAGGAAAGUGGCCAAAGAAGAUUUCUGGACUACUAAGAUAUUCUCCGCUAGCACUCCCAUGGGGUCCAGUAACACGCUCACCUUGUGGACUAGUGGGGAGACGGGCAAAUGGGUAGAAACUAUACCAGAGGAAGUUGUGAAGAGGAAAUCGGUUGAACUCCUCCAGAAAUUCCUUGGAGCCAACGUGACCAUACCCGAGCCGACAGGAAUGCUUAGGACAACCUGGUACUCGAAUCCGUACACCAGAGGUAGCUACACUUUCGAUAGUGUGAGCUCAAUGAAGUACCCCAACUAUAGGGCGGAUUUGGGCAAACCCCUUCCAGACAGUGCUGGCACACCAAAAGUUCUUUUUGCGGGAGAGGCGACCGACUUGACUCACUUUUCGACUGUCCACGGCGCCAGUGCGAGUGGCUACAGAGAAGCAAUGAGGCUUUUACCCCAUAGCAAAAUUUAAACUAUAAACAUAUAUCAUAUUUUGCAUGUUUUGACGAAUUUUUCCCCAUGUAUAUGGCAACACUGAAUAUCGUCGAAUGUUUAUCAUGCAAUAAAUCCAAUCGAUUAUGUCUCGUAUGUCCUUAUACGAGUAAUAAUGUGUAUAUCAGAUAUAUUUUCAUAUAAAUUAUUAAUAUUUUAUAGAUUUGUAUAAUAUAGAAAAUAAAUAACGACAUAUUUAAAAUAAUAUUCACUGCCAGUUAAAAAGAACAGUUAUAAAAUUUGAAAUAAAAAAAACAAAUCACAAUCUAAAUAAUUAAAAAUUAAAAAUUUUGUACAGCCAACUUCAAUAUGAGUUAUUAAGAAUAACUCAAAAACUAUUGGUCUGACUAUGAUCAAAUUCAUAUGGUACCACACGAGAAGUACCAGCUUUCAAAUAAAAAAAGAAUCAUUCAAAUCGGUUCACCCAGUAAAAAGUUAUGAGGUAACACACAUUAGAAAAACAUACAGUCGAAUUGAGUACCAUCUCCUUUUUGGAAGUCGGCAGAAAAGAAAAUAGCCUGUAAAUUAAUAUAACAAAUAAUAAAUGCCUUAAAAAGUAUUUUCCAACUAAACUUGAAUACUUAAACAGAAGUAACACUACAAUUAUAAGCAUUAUUAUACACUAAUUAGUGAGCAUUUAAUUAUUAUAAUUACUAAAAACCUGACCGUAAUUAAGACAAUCUUAAUGUAUGUGGUAGAGCCACGCUGCAGCUAUAUUAUGGUUGUAGCACGAAUGGGUCGGCUCCACCGGGGAAGAACCACGCUCUCACAGAAUACCAGCGUAAAAUAGCUGCUUAAUGCUGUUGUGUUUCGUAUGGUGAAUGUAGAGAACCGGAGACCCUUUAUACUGGAAACGAGGCUUUCGAUCUUAGUCCUCACGGUUGACAACAUAUAUGCAUUUUGAUUCUUAAUGCAGAAUAAAUGUAGAUGUCUAUGGGCUACAGCAUUCACCUUCCAUCCGGUGGGCUGUGUGCUCGUUUGUCACUUUUAUUCUAUAAAAAAACAAUCACACCAAAGAUUAUGUUUAUUGUGGCGACAUGUGCUUUAUUACAUUGAAACUUAUCCUAAAAUUCAUUUUAUACAUACAGGGUUAUUUUACAAUAACCGGCCAUAUUUGUAGAGAAGGUUCAGAAUAAGUAAUAUAGGCAAAUGGUGAAGAAAAAUUAAUUAAAAAAAUCUCAAUCAUUCUAUCCUUUUUAUCUUUUAAGUUCAAAAUGUGUGGCAAUGCAUUAUUUUAACUGAUUUUACUGCGCACGCACACACUCGCAAGUGUUGAUCAGUAGCCAUAAACGUUGUUGGCCAUAAAUCACAUUCAAUUUGGGACAAUUUCAAAUAAAAGUUGAAGUCUUAUUUACUCGUAUUUUCAAAAACUGCAAUAACGGUACGUCUAUAUAUAUAUAUAGGAACUUAAGUUUAAAAUUUGCCUACUCUUUGAAAAAUAACUUACUAUAUACGUUGAAUUGUAUAUUAGCUUGUACCCGCCACAUUACUGCCGCAAAACAAAUAAUUGUGGAAAUAUCGUUUUAAAUUUGAAAGGGUUGUAUUGUUUGAUUGGCUAUGAUAGUACAGUAAUUGAAAUUGAAUGAUAUAUUAGAACUGUCAAUCAAAUUUGUCGGUACGAUACGCGCGCCACCUACUGUAAGUUAAUUGUACUAUGCCUGCCCUAUAACCCUCGCGCAUGCAAACAAUAAGUUGACAAAGUGUUAACGCAACCUGAUGAACGGUGUGACAGCGCAUAAAAUACGAACGAACAAAGAAACAUUAAUUUUGAUAUAUUAGAUUUAACCGAAUAUCGAUAGUGAAAAAUAAAAUCUAUCAUGUAUGUAUAUUAUAUAGGCGUAUUUUUGAAAAUCGAUAUAUUACGAUGUUACCAACUAAAUAUUUGUUUACGUACCUACUUUUGUAUUCCUAUACACAUUUUGAUAUUGAAAUAUCGCAUUUAUAGAUAUAUUUGUAACUUGUUUAAUUGUAUUUGAUAUAAAUAAAUCUUAUUCCUUC